CGGGGUGCGGGCCCGGGCGUGGUGAGGUGAAGCGCGUGUGGCGGGCGGUCCCCGCAGCCAUGGCCUGCUCCAUUGUCCAGUUCUGCCACUUCCAGGACCUGCAGGCCGCGCGGGACUUCCUGUUCCCUGAGCUGCGCGACGAGAGCCCCGGCGGGGCCGUGCGCGGGGACCCCGGCAAAUCAACAAGCUGGGAAGAUGAUGGUUGGGGAGCAUGGGAAGAAACAGAGCCUCAGGAACCGGAACCUGAAGAAGAAGGGAGUACUUGCAAAACACAACACACUUCCUGGCUUCAAGAUUGUGUUUUAUCCCUAUCUCCAACCAAUGAUCUUAUGGUUAUAGCUCGGGAGCAGAAAGCUGUGUUUCUAGUGCCAAAAUGGAAAUAUAGUGAUAAAGGAAAGGAAGAAAUGCAGUUUGCCGUUGGCUGGAGCGGUUCUUUAAAUGUUGAAGAAGGGGAGCGUGUGACUAGUGUUCUCUGUAUCCCACUGGCAAGUCAAAAGAGGAGUUCCACUGGACGUCCUGACUGGACCUGCAUUGUGGUGGGCUUUACUUCAGGUUAUGUCCGCUUCUACACUGAGAGUGGUGUGCUCUUGCUCGCACAGCUUCUGAAUGAAGACACCGUGCGCCAACUCAAAUGUAGGACCUAUGCAAUCCCACGGCAUCCUGGAGUGACUGAGCAGAAUGAAGAGUUGAGUAUCUUAUAUCCAGCUGCCAUUGUGACUAUUGAUGGAUUUAGCCUUUUUCAGUCUCUUCGUGCUUGUCGAAACCAGGUUGCUAAAGCUGCAGCAUCGGGCAGUGAGAACAUACAACCACCACCAUUAGCUUAUAAGAAAUGGGGUCUCCAAGAUAUUGACACUAUUAUUGAUCAUGCUAGUAUUGGAAUCAUGACUCUUUGCCCUUUUGACCAAAUGAAGACUGCCUCCAACAUAGGUGGGUUUAACGCGGCGAUUCAGAGCAGCCCACCUGCCAUGUGUCAGUUCACCACUGUAGGCGCCGGUCCCUUCGCCGGCUUCUUCUACGCUCUAGAGGGAAGCACACAGCCCUUGUUAUCUCACGUUGCACUGGCAGUGGCUAGUAAACUCACUUCUGCUCUAUUCAAUGCCGCCAGUGGCUGGCUUGGUUGGAAAAGUAAGCAUGAAGAAGAAGCUGUCCAGAAGCAGAAGCCCAAGAUGGAGCCAGCCACCCCAUUAGCUGUAAGAUUUGGACUUCCAGAUUCUAGACGCCGUGGGGAAAGCAUUUGUCUGUCUCCAUGUAACACACUAGCAGCAGUGACAGAUGAUUUUGGCAGAGUAAUCUUAUUAGACGUGGCUAGAGGAAUUGCAAUACGCAUGUGGAAAGGGUACCGAGAUGCACAGACUGGGUGGAUCCAAGUCAUCGAAGACCUGCAUGAGCGAGUCCCAGAGAAGGUGGAUGUCUCCCCCUUUGGAAACACUCAGGGUCCCAGUCGAGUAGCUCAGUUUCUUGUAAUCUAUGCCCCAAGAAGGGGAAUUUUGGAAGUGUGGAGCACGCAGCAGGGACCUCGAGUGGGCGCUUUCAACGUGGGUAAGCACUGCAGGCUACUGUAUCCUGGCUACAAAAUAAUGGGGUUAAAUAAUGUUACAAGUCAGAGCUGGCAGCCUCAGACUUACCAGAUCUGCCUUGUUGACCCAGUGUCUGCAAGUGUGAAAACGGUGAAUGUUCCUUUCCACUUAGCUCUAAGUGAUAAGAAGAGUGAAAGAGCCAAGGACAUGCACUUAGUGAAGAAGCUUGCAACCUUGUUAAAAACAAGAUCUCCCAAUCUUGAUUCGUUUGAAAUAGAAAUAAAGGAGUUAAUUGUUGAUAUUAAGUAUCCUGCAACCAAGAGACAAGCUUUGGAAAGUGUUUUGGCAAGUGAACGUUUACCAUUUUCCUGCCUUAGAAAUGUCACUCAGACUUUAAUGGAUACUUUAAAAAGUCAAGAGCUUGAGUCUGUUGAUGAAGCAUUGCUACAGUUUUGUGCCAAUAAACUGAAGUUACUACAUCUUUAUGAAUCUGUCUGUAAAUUAAAUUCCCUUGGAUAUCAUCCAGACACACCAUUCUCUGAUAAUGACUUGGCUGUGUUACUAAGGCUUGAUGAAAAGGAACUACUUAAGCUUCAGGCAUUACUCAAGAAAUACAUGCAGGAGGGCACCAGGACCACGGUCCGAUUUUCUGAUGGUGCCGAUGGUAUGCUGCCUGUGAAGACAUUCCUCGAGAACUUAGACUAUGAGGACGACAUGCUCAGCAUAAAGAAGUCAAGUGAGGAAGAGUAUGUUGCUUUAGGCAGUUUCUUCUUUUGGAAGUGUCUACAUGGAGAAAGCUCCACUGAGGACCUGUGCCACACUCUGGAGUCUGCUGGACUCAGCCCUCAGCAGUUACUGUCUCUGCUUCUGAGUGUUUGGCUUUCAAAGGAGAAAGAUAUUUUAGAUCAACCACAGUCUAUCUGCUGCCUUCAUACCAUGCUGUCCCUUCUGAGCAAGAUGAAAGUAGCCAUUGAUGACACCUGGGACUCCCAGUCUGUGUCCCCAUGGUGGCAGCAGAUGCGCAUGGCCUGUGUCCAGUCAGAGAACAGUGGAGCUGCUCUGCUCUCAGCACACGUUGGGCAUUCCAUUGCUGCACAGAUAUCUAACAGUAUAACAGAGAAGAGGCUUUCCCAGACAGCUGUAGGUGCCGAUGCCGAAGCCCUCACUGACUCCUGGGAGGCCCUUUCUCUGGACACUGAGCACUGGAGACUCCUGCUGAAGCAGCUGGAGGAUUGCCUCAUUCUUCAGACUUUGCUUCACAACAAGAGCAAUUCUGGAGCUUCCAAAGUCUCAUCGCUGCAGGCAGAGCCUCUGCCCAGGCUCUCUGUCAAGAAAUUGUUAGAAGGAGGAAAAGGUGGCAUUGCAGACAGUGUAGCCAAGUGGAUAUUUAAACAGGACCUCAGCCCUGAACUGUUAAAACUGGCUAAUAAAGAAAAAGAUGUAGAAAAUCCAGAUGAACCCAAAGAAGGUAUUGCCAGAAGUUUUCCUGACAUAUCAGAGGUGGAGACGGACUUAGGAGCCACACCAGACCUGCUGCAUCUAGCCUAUGAACAGUUCCCUUGUAGCCUUGAGCUUGACGUACUACAUGCACAUUGCUGCUGGGAGUAUGUUGUCCAGUGGAAUAAAGACCCGGAGGAAGCACGUUUCUUGGUUCGGUCCAUGGAGCACUUGAAGCACAUUGCUAACGCACAUGUUCAGAACGGAAUCGCUCUGAUGAUGUGGAAUACAUUCCUGGUUAAGAGGUUUUCUGCUGCAACCUACUUGAUGGAUAAGGUUGGAAAAGCUCCAAAGGAUCGUUUAUGCCGAAGGGAUGUGGGGAUGAGCGACACAGCAAUGACAUCUUUCCUGGGUUCUUGCUUGGAUCUUCUUCAGACUUUAAUGGAGGCAGACGUGAGCAAGGAUGAAACGCAAGUGCCUAUCCUGGACACUGAGGAUGCCUGGCUUUCUGUGGAAGGCCCCACCUCCAUAGUGGAAUUGGCCCUAGAGCAGAAGCCCAUCCACUACCCCCUGGUGGAGCACCAUUCCACCCUGUGUUCCGUCCUGUACGCGGCCAUGCACUUCUCCCUGAAGAGUGUGAAGCCACUGAGCCUCUUCGAUAGCAAGGGGAAAAAUGCAUUUUUCAAAGACUUAACUUCAAUUCAGUUAUUACCUAGUGGAGAAAUGGAUUCAAAUUUUGUGUCUAUACGUCAGCAGUUCUUACUGAAAGUUGUCAGUGCAGCUGUCCAGGCCCAGCAUUCUGUCACCAAAGACAAAGACUUCUCUGAAGAGGCAGCAACCACUCCUUGGAAGGACCAGGACUGGCCAGCUCUAGCCGUGGAUCUAGCCCAUCACCUUCAAGUGAAUGAAGAUGUUGUUCGAAGGCAUUACGUGGGAGAGCUCUACAACUAUGGAGCGGACCUCUUAGGAGAAGAGGCCAUGCUGCAGGUUCACGACAAAGAGGUCCUGGCCUCCCAGCUGCUGGUGUUGACAGGACAACGGCUGGCUCAUGCUCUUCUCCACACCCAGACGAAAGAAGGGAUGGAGCUGCUGGCCAGACUCCCACCUACACUCUGCACUUGGCUGAAGGCAAUGAACCCUCAGGAUCUUCAAAACACAGAAGUGCCACUUGCAGCAACAGCUAAGCUAGUAACUAAAGUAAUGGAGCUCUUACCAGAGAGACACGGGCAGUACAGCCUCGCCUUACACCUCACUGAAGCAGUGGAGGCCAUGUCCACUGUGACACGCCCCUACUGACAGUCGCCCAAAACUGUGUGGCCACAGCAUGAGUUACUGCACGGUCACUUUAAAUAGUAAGACCUGGAAUUUUAUGAGUAUUUUUUGUAUAACAAAUAAAUAUAUAUUACUUUCAAAAAGUGCAAUCCUGAUUAAAUUCCACUCCUUCAGUUGAAACUGGAGAUAAAAUGUAAACAUUAACUAUGCUAUAAUACAGAUAGUUUACUGUUUAUUUUUAAAUCACACAUAAGAAGCUUGAAAUGUUAAAUGCUGGUAUUUGAAAUUGGUUAUAACUUGCAAAUUAUGUUCUUAUUGUAUAAUUAUUUCCAAGCCAAACUGUUUCUGUCAGGAUUAAAUUUCAGUCUACUUACACAGUCUCAUCUGCUUUCUGAGAAGCUGUAGGCUUGGCCCCGUUACGGUGCCACAUGGAGUUCUGGGUGCUGGCAGGGCCCUUCCCAGAGCGGCUGCUGCCUCCGCUGCUGGACUGGCUGUUAGAAGCCGGAUGGGCACUAAAUCGAAGCAGGGCCAGCUGCAUGUGCCUGAACUGAGAGUUGGAGAUGUAAACGACAGGAAAAUCAACUACUGUAAAUUAUGACUUUUUUUUGGCCAAAUUGCAAAGUUGUAGCCACAUCAGGUAAUUGUAAAAACUGUAUUAUCUUGUAAAACUUAUGUAAAAAAAAAAAAAAGGUAAGGAUCAUAACAUAUUUAAGUCCAACUUUAUUUUUCCUAUAAGUUUUUAGAAUUGUCUGCUUCUGGGAUGUGAUGAUGUCAUCUGUUGUGGGAACAGUGCAGGAGAAAGUGCAUAGUGAUAAACAGUUUUAGUAAACCUACCUCAUAGACAGCUUGAGGAUAGAACACAACUAAUUUUGUACCCUAUAGUGCCUAGAGCAGUCCAAGUGCUUAAGAAAAAAGUAUUUAUUCAUUAAAACAAAACUAACCAAAAGUCUGUAAAAAGUGCUUUGCACUCUACAGAUCACCAAGAUUUAUUUAUGGAGUAUCUUUGGGGAGCCAUACAUGCAGUUAGUGACGUCAGCCAUGGAUCACAAUUGUUGCUCCUAGCAAUUCACUGUAACUGAUGGGUGUUUGUUUCUUUGCUGUCUCGUAAGAGGCCAGCUGCAUCAUUAUGCACAGUUGAAGGAAGAUGUCCUUUAGGGAUAUAAAGCCAAAAGUCUGGCAUCUGAGAACAUUCCAGUGGGAAUUCUUCUUCACUAAAAGAUUCAGCUCUGAGUAAGACCCUGACUGGUUUAAAUUAACUACUGUCUGACAAAUUGCAGAUUUUGAAAGAAAACGUUUCAGAUGUUGCUUGGGUGGCCGGGCGGGAUGUUGUGUGGAGAGGACGAUACAAGUCCAGCCUCCCCGGCUGCCCCAGCCAGCUGCACGCUGGAGCUCCUGUGAGCACACCUCACUUCCUAUGAACCUGUGUGUGUUCUUAAAGGUUAGUUUUUCCUGUGAUUUCUCACAGUAUUCCACAAGUGGUAUGAAUUUAGGAGGCUAGUCAAGGAAAUCUGAAAACCAGGCAUGAUUAAAGAUGACUCCAUUUUACUCCCCAGUUCCAUGGCUACUUUUCAGGAGGGAAGUACUCAUGUGUUACAUCAUGAAACUGGCUAAGCUUACUGUGGUAGGACACGUAGUUAGAUCUGGAAUCCCUGCAAUAAUAAGCUGAAAUAUGAUUCAGAUACCUAUAGUACAAAUCAUUUAGUCUCCAGUUAGGUUUAUCAUCAGAAAAAAAUAACAUACUAGAAUUUAAAAAUUAAAUCUUGAGUUUUAUGGUUAACAAAAGCAACAAAAUAUUUUACUACUUCAAUUAAGGGCUUUAAAAAUAAACCUGAUAACAAGAAAGAACAAUGAAUACCUAUGUACACAUUCUGUAAAACAAAGUGCCACAAAUAAAAGAAUGAAAUUUGACAUUGGACAAGUGGUCUCUAAAGCAAAUGGUCCUGCGGCACUAAGUGCCAAUCAGCAGUAGUGUUUCCUAGACACACACCCUCUUCUUCCCCAGACAUUUUUUACUUUGUUAAAGAAAUACACAAGUGCACGUGACCUAACUACUACUCCUGUUGUGUGUGUUUAGAUGUAGAACUACAGGGACCAGGAGAAACGUGCAGUGCUAUACAGCACCAAGCUUCACACUUGUACAAAGAGCUUUGUCAGCUGAGGUCAAAGUAAAGCCUGUUACAUGUAAAAUGCUUUUUAAAAACACAUCAGUUGCUAUUUAAAACCACAGAAAGCUUAAGAUUUAGUAAUAAGAUUAUAACACUCACUUAGAAGUUGUGCUCCAUUUGAUUUGAGGGAGAAAUACAUUUACAGCUCCCUACAAGCAGCAGAGAAAGUCCUCUCUUCCCUGACAGGAGCAGGUUUGCUAGGCAGUUAGACUUCUGCUUCAUAGAUUAGCUGUCCUUAGAAAGAUUUUAAUCCACUACUGGAUGGUUUGUAAAAUACUUUGUUGUUUAUCUACUGUAAUGUGCUGUAAGUAGUGGAAAGCUAUAUCUGUCUUCUGUGUCUGUUCAUUACUGUGAACUUAUGCAUAUUAGUGAAAUAAAUACCAGCUUUCAUAGUUCCUUUACACCACAAAUGUAAGAAUUAAGAGAUCUCUUCCCUUCUUCGGUAAUAAAUUUGGUGAUGUUUUCUUUGCAAUAUA
Jaculus jaculus (lesser Egyptian jerboa) is the source of this 6867-nucleotide messenger RNA. It is a transcript of the gene Rab3gap2, whose product is annotated as RAB3 GTPase activating non-catalytic protein subunit 2. Lineage: Eukaryota; Metazoa; Chordata; Mammalia; Rodentia; Dipodidae. Bases 60 to 4250 code for a protein of 1396 amino acids. The record is from RefSeq and is a predicted model, not a curated record. Gene Ontology annotation, biological process: regulation of GTPase activity. The transcript has 35 exons.